AUGGCAUUACACAUCAAAUUAGAUGCGUUUUUGAAUACUGAACCAAAACCGGAAUGGUUGAAUCAGUUAAGAGUGACUAUUGCGGUGGGUAAAAAAUUUGAGCAGAAAGGCGACUUCGAAAAAGCCGCAAAAUGUUAUGAAACCGUCUUAUAUUACGACCCUGUGGACACUAAAACGCUAAUCAAACUCAGCAAAUGUUAUCAGAAAAUGUUACAACCCGAACAAGCGGCAAAACACCAAAUCCGCGCAAUGCAGAACGAUCCCAAUUUACUCCAAACCAUCGGAAACGAAGCCAGUGUAAACUUUGAAUUGGGAAACUUUGAAAGCAGUUUAAUGACUUACAGUCAAUAUUUUAAGCAAAGGAAAACGUCGUUUGACUGUAAUCAAGGAUUAUUGAAAAUCAAUGAAGUUAUUGACAACUAUUUACCUGUAAAUGGAAUAAUGGGUUGUUUAAAAGACGCAAUGUUUCAAAUGAUAGAGAAUGAACCAUUCAUUGACUCAGAUGCGUGUGCAAAAUUAAAUAGUUCUAUAAAAUUGAAUAAAAUUGACAAAGCUCACACUGAACGAUUCCAAGAAGCAUACUAUUUACGGAAUAUAGUACAAAACGUAAGGUUUUAUAGAAAACAGCUGAAUGUUUUACCCAAAUACAAUAAAAAUGAUAAAUUAGUUCACGAACAAAUCCAAGAAGUCGUUCACACGUUUGAAGCAGCCAAAAAAGACUUAUACAGUAAAAAGCCAUUUUACAUGCACGUAUGUCAACGACCAAAUCGCCAGCUUAAUGACCGGCGAAAAAUCAAAGAUAUGGUCAAAUUACAAAUUUCCAAAUACAUUCAUUCAAUAGUUGAACACUGUUUGUCGGGCAAAAUCGAAUCAGCUCGACGACAAGCUGAACUAGCUAUGGAGUACAUGUACGAACAUCGCUACAGACCAUUGAAGGUAGUGAACGCCUUGUACGAAGUGAUUGGUUUGGCUCUGUACUUUAAAAAUCGAGAUAUACCCGAAUGGUCGGAGGAGAUGAAUGAAAAGAGGAUAUUAUUCAUAAUGGGAUCGAUCUUAGACAAAAAGGACGCUUACAAUCACGUUUAUCACGAGUCAUAUUUCGGGCCCGAUAACCGAAACAAUACGUAA
Messenger RNA from Macrosiphum euphorbiae (potato aphid), 1128 nucleotides. The record is from the annotation of a GenBank genome assembly. NCBI's taxonomy places the organism in Eukaryota, Metazoa, Arthropoda, Insecta, Hemiptera, Aphididae.